UGGCCUGUACACUGAAACCAGCAGCCUUGUUUGGUUAUCUCACCACCGUCUAGCUAGCUCGUUCCUUGAUAGCUCGCACAAGAUGUUCGAAAUGGCAACCUCAUCACCAACAAUAUAUCGAUGAUCUUCUUUCUCUUUGAAAGGAUCUCAACAAGCUAAGGCUUUGGAAAGAGAGGCUCAAGAGAAUAUAAAUUUGCUGUGCAAAGCUUCUCUUCAGCUCCUGAAUUCAUUCUUUCUUGCUUAGCUUGAAACCAUUAUGCCAUAUCCUACAUCUCUACUCUUUUAGCUUCUUUUUAAGGUUAUUCCUAGAGUUUCUACAUAUCAGUUCUAGGUAGGAGCAUGAAAUCCAUGAACAACAACAACAACAACAACAACUGGUUGGGCUUCUCUCUCUCGUCUCCCAUGAGCAUGGACGCAUCUUCCGAUCCUCACCGUCGCCAAGAUCAUUCAACCCAUCAUCACCAAGCUCCAGUACUUUCGUUUGGCACCACGUCUGCAGUGCCAUGCAGCAUCUACCUUUCGCCUCAAAGUAGCAACUCAGGGAUUUGUUAUGGCAUGGAAGGUGCCGAGAAUGAAGCAUCAUUACUCUACCCUCAGUUAUCUGUCAUGCCGUUGAAGUCCGAUGGAUCGCUCUGCAUCAUGGAAGCCCUCAGCCGAUCGCAGCAGCAAGCUGGGAUGAUGCCAUCCCCGUCGCCUAAACUAGAGGACUUUCUCGGCGGCGGACCGCACAUGGGAAUGCAUCACCAGUUCGCCAACGACGACAGCGUGGCGGCCAUGGCCUUAAGCUUGGGCUACGGCAAGGAUUCUGAGAGCCAAGGCGACAGAAACAACCAUUCCUUAACCCUUCUCCACAGGCAACACCAACUAUACUUCCAACCACUGCAGGAAGCUGCUGGGUUAUGCUCUAAUCUGGCGAGCCACGAGAUGUAUGAUGCCGCAAUGGACGAAGGAUCCACCCAUGACGUCCACGAAGGAAUCCCCGGCCUCAAAUCCUGGGUGAACAGGCACUACGAUGGCGGCAGCAAUGGGUGUUGCGGCGAUGAAGCUGGUCUCGGGCCUGUCUCUGUCGGAGUCGGAGCCAUUGGGUAUGGGGAUCUGCAGCCCUUGAGCUUGUCCAUGAGUCCUGGGUCGCAGUCCAGCUGUGUCACAGCGCCAAUGCAGAGCUCUGCUCCGAGUGAAUGCAUGGCUUUGGACGCACCAAAAAAGAGGGGCCCUGCCAAAGGGGCCCACAAGCAAACUGUUCAUAGAAAAUCAAUCGACACAUUUGGCCAGAGAACCUCUCAAUACAGAGGCGUCACCAGGCACCGGUGGACCGGUAGAUAUGAAGCGCAUCUUUGGGAUAACAGCUGCAAGCAAGAAGGUCAGACGAGAAAGGGCAGGCAAGUUUAUCUCGGGGGUUAUGAUGUGGAGGAGAAAGCUGCUAGGGCGUAUGAUUUGGCAGCAUUGAAGUAUUGGGGACCGUCGACACAUAUCAACUUUCCGUUGGAGAGUUAUCCAGAAGAGCUUGAAGAAAUGAAGAACAUGAGCAGGCAAGAGUAUGUUGCCCAUUUAAGAAGGAGAAGCAGUGGGUUUUCACGAGGAGCUUCAAUUUACCGCGGCGUCACUAGGCAUCACCAGCACGGAAGGUGGCAAGCUCGAAUUGGUAGGGUUGCUGGAAACAAAGAUCUCUACCUUGGGACUUUCAGCACACAGGAAGAAGCAGCCGAAGCCUACGACAUAGCUGCGAUUAAAUUUCGAGGCGUAAAUGCAGUGACGAACUUCGACAUAACAAGAUACGAUGUGGAAAAGAUACUGGAGAGCACUACGUUGUUGUCGGGCGAGCACGCUAGGAGAAACAAAGCGAUCGAUGCAGGGAGAGGAGAGCCAGCAUGUGGUUCAGAACGCAACGGCUGCAGAGACGCCGUGGAGAACGACGACGCCUGCACUGCUCCGGGUUGGAAGAUGGAUCUGCAAUCUGCUCCUCCGGCGCUGGAGCCCAAGCCGCCUCUCGCAGUAGCGCACCACAACGCACAAUUCUCGCCUGUUCUGCAGGGCUUGGUCGUCGAAAACUUAAGCUCCGUGCAAGUCGUGGGCGACUUGGAGAUGCUAGGGAGUACUGGCCAUGCAGGGACGUCGUCGAUGCCGAGUCUCGACAGAAGCGGCUUCUUGGCCGCGAACACUGCGAAGCCAUCGUCGACUGCUGCUGCUGCUGCUUGGGCAGCGUCGGCUCAGCUCAGGCCGAGCAUGUCCAUGUCCCAGAUGACGGUUUUUGCUGCUUGGGCAGCGGAUGCUAAUUGAUUUCCUAUCUGUGCCGGUGGUUCUCUUUGCCUUAAACUGUAGGUCUUUAUUGAUCCCCGCCGGCGGGGGCAAUUUUGGGGCGGAAAUUCUCAGAAAUUGUAGCCCUCUCCGAGCAGAAUUCUAUCACUUAACGAUAUGUUGUUUUAGUUUAGGUUGAAAAGAAAAGAAAAGGAAAAAAAAAAACUUGGGAUCUCCGACAAGAACAUGCAAACUUUUGACCAUGAGUUUGGCCGUUGCUGAGAGUUCCACAUUAAGGGUUUAUAGGUUUUCAUUUCAUCAAUCAAAACACAUUCCAAUACACUAUCCGCGCCUAUUUUCAGCAUUCAUGUAUUGAAAAA
Zingiber officinale is the source of this 2615-nucleotide messenger RNA. RefSeq names its product AP2-like ethylene-responsive transcription factor ANT. Gene Ontology annotation, molecular function: DNA binding; DNA-binding transcription factor activity. Gene Ontology annotation, biological process: regulation of DNA-templated transcription. Bases 340 to 2277 code for a protein of 645 amino acids. The transcript has 9 exons. Lineage: Eukaryota; Viridiplantae; Streptophyta; Magnoliopsida; Zingiberales; Zingiberaceae. The record is from RefSeq and is a predicted model, not a curated record.